Molecule: messenger RNA, 1024 nt
Organism: Pectinophora gossypiella (pink bollworm)
Lineage: Eukaryota; Metazoa; Arthropoda; Insecta; Lepidoptera; Gelechiidae
Exons: 6
Coding region: 389-1024 (211 amino acids)
Source: RefSeq, a predicted model, not a curated record
GUUUGAGUGAACAAUACUUUUUUAUAUUCUUUUAGCAAUAAAUCUUACCGAUUUUUAUAUUUAUUGACAACUAAUUUAUCAAUAUAUACAGAUACUGGAAAAUCCAAUAUUUCACAUAACUAACGCCAUCUAUUUGCAACUAUGCAAAGCACUCCCUCCAAACCUUGUCGAAGCAUGUAGAAGUGAAAGUUCCCGAUCAUAUGUUCGGAGCGCAUUGGCGGCAAAACACGUUGACAGACUUUAUUUUUUAAUCUCACUUUUUAAUUUCUUUUCCCUCUAAUGUAACGUACAGAUUAAAAAAGUUCAAAAGGUGUUUUUGUGUGCAAUGUUUCUUGUUUAAUUGAAAGUGAAUCUUCUUUGUGACUGUUUUAAAAAAUAAUUUAGAAAUAUGGAUUUGAAAUUGUUGAUUUUUACCCACCUUUUCGCAUUGGGGUCCUGUGGCGUCAUCAUACCUGAGGAGCUACCGUCUCUUCUAUCAGUCGCAUAUUCCAACAUACCGCCAAUCAAAAAAGGGACGGAUUCUCGCGUGGGAUUCGGCUUCGCCUUUGGCAACCACGCCGACUUCCAAGUCAUGUUUGAGUUGGGGCCACAGACCAACACGCAGAAUUUAACGGGACAAGGCUUCCAGUCAAACAACAAGCGUCAAGCGCCUGCGCCGCCUCCGCCUAAAGUGAACAAGAAUAGAGAAAAGUUCCUGCAAUCCGAAGCCGGGAACUACCUGCAGUCUUGGGCAUCAAAAAUGCGCAAGCCUUCGCCCCCGGCCUCCGCCCCCGGGCAGACGCCCAACCUCGAGGACUCAGUGGUGGAGCUCGUCAGGAACCACCGCGGCGAGUACGAGAUACACCAGCCCAAGCCUGGUCACAUGCCGCAAAAAGUCCUCGACGAAUUGAAGAGGUUGUACGGCGAGAAGAAAGAAGAAGCGAAGAAACUUACGGAGAAGAAGAAGACAGAAGCAACCAAGCAGAGGUCAGAGGCGGAGAUCAAGAAGAUAACAGAAGAUCUAUCAAACGUCGACUUGGAUUAA